Molecule: messenger RNA, 387 nt
Organism: Temnothorax curvispinosus
Lineage: Eukaryota; Metazoa; Arthropoda; Insecta; Hymenoptera; Formicidae
Exons: 5
Coding region: 76-387 (103 amino acids)
Source: RefSeq, a predicted model, not a curated record
AAGACUAAAAGUACAUAUAAAGUAACAAAAAGAAAAAGGAAAACUAAAGGAUGGAUAAUAUGUAGCGAAAAUUAUAUGGAUCUCGAAAAAAUUGCGCAAAACCUAACAAAUAAUGUUCCAAAAAUAUGUUUAAAACGAAUAAAUUUGUCAAACACCACUUCAAGUUCUAUCGAAAGUGACAGUAAAGGUGAAGUUCUAGAUGAAUCUACGGAAAAAAUCUGUCAACAAGAUGUUCAACCAAGUCUUUCUAAAAUUACGCUUUGUGACACAUCUGUUGAAUCGUUGAACAAUAAAAUAGUUGAUAGUACAGUUGUUAACAGUAAUAACAUAAAACAUCAUCAUUUUAGAAAAAUCUUUGGAAGCUUCAAACAAACAAAGUGUCAAUGA